UUAUUUGAUAAAAUAUUAUUUCAAGAACCCAAAAUCCCCUUUUCAACCCAAAGAUGGUGAGUGAGUGAGUAGAUGGGAACGUUAAUCAAAAUAGUUCACCAACUCUUCUUUCUGCUACCACCCAUCUAUCUCACCUACAAAAUUUUCUCUCUGCUACUAUAUACAGAAAGCUCAUUAGACUAUCAUUUGCAAGAGAAGUAGCUAAUAGUACCAAGAAACCAACAAAAGAAGAUAGUCAAUAGAAAAAGGUUCGAGAAUGGAUGAUGAAUCCCUGCCUUCAGUCUGUGUUCUUGAUGCAUCAACUUAUGUGGGCUUUUGGAUUCUCAAAGGACUAUUGAGCAGAGGAUACACAGUGCAUGCAGCUGUUCAGAAAAACAAUGGGGAGACAGAGAUAGAGAAGGAAAUAAAUGAUAUGGAGAAAGAAGAGGAGAGAUUAGUUGUGUUCAGUGUAGAUGUUUUGGACUACCAAAGCGUUCUUUUUGCUUUGAAGGGUUGCUCUGCUUCGUUCUGCUGUUUAGAUAGUGCAGAUGGAUAUGAUGAUUUAAUGGUAGAUUUGGAAGUUAGAGGAGCAAUUAAUGUAGUGGAGGCAUGUGCACAGACUGAUAGUAUAGAAAAGAUUGUGUUCACUUCUUCUAUAACGGCAGCAAUUUGGAAAGAGAAUAUCUGUUUAGAAGCAGAUGUAGAUGAGAGGUCUUGGAGUAAUCAAGAAUUCUGCAGAAAACUGAAGUUGUGGUACGCCCUGGCAAAGACACAGUCUGAGCAGGCAGCUUGGGCUUUAGCCAUGGACAGAAUGGUUAACAUGGUUUCCAUUAAUGCCGGACUAGUUUUGGGCCCUUCCGUCACUCAACAAAACCCUAGAACCACUAUCUCUUAUCUCAAAGGAGCAGCUCAAAUGUAUGAAAAUGGAGUGCUAGCAUUUGUAGAUGUGAAUUUUCUAGUUGAUGUUCAUAUUCGAGCUUUUGAGGACCGGUCUACAUGCGGUCGAUACUUUUGCUUCAACCAGAUCGUGAAUACUGAGCAAGAAGCUCUCAAACUUGCACAAAGCUUGAGCCCUUUAAUAUCUUUGCCACCAAGAUAUGAACACCAAGGAAGGGAGGUCCAUGCUGAUAGGUUAAGGACCAAGAAGCUAAACAAGCUGGUCGAAGGAACUGCCUAUUUGUAGAACCAGACACUUAAUCUGAUUUAGUAUUUGGCUUUUGGCUUUUACUUAUGAAUAUAAUUGGAUGUAAAUAUUUAUCCUUUUGGUUCGGAAUGUCUGGUUUUCUUCUGAAGCAUGUCAGUUAAGGGUACUUAUCCUUCCUUUUUGGAAUGAAAUAAUCUCACAAAUAUAAUAUGUUAAUGAA
Molecule: messenger RNA, 1343 nt
Organism: Ricinus communis (castor bean)
Lineage: Eukaryota; Viridiplantae; Streptophyta; Magnoliopsida; Malpighiales; Euphorbiaceae
Product: cinnamoyl-CoA reductase-like SNL6
Exons: 6
Coding region: 257-1162 (301 amino acids)
Molecular function (GO): oxidoreductase activity, acting on the CH-OH group of donors, NAD or NADP as acceptor
Source: RefSeq, a predicted model, not a curated record